Cuculus canorus (common cuckoo) is the source of this 5519-nucleotide messenger RNA. It is a transcript of the gene PTPN23, whose product is annotated as protein tyrosine phosphatase non-receptor type 23. Gene Ontology annotation, molecular function: protein tyrosine phosphatase activity; protein binding. NCBI's taxonomy places the organism in Eukaryota, Metazoa, Chordata, Aves, Cuculiformes, Cuculidae. Gene Ontology annotation, cellular component: endosome. The transcript has 25 exons. Gene Ontology annotation, biological process: protein dephosphorylation; endocytic recycling; protein transport to vacuole involved in ubiquitin-dependent protein catabolic process via the multivesicular body sorting pathway. Bases 82 to 4968 code for a protein of 1628 amino acids. The record is from RefSeq and is a predicted model, not a curated record.
UCGGGCGGACUCGGUUUUCCUCGUAGCGGCGCGGGCGCUUCCGGCGGGGCCGGGCGGCGGCUGCGAGGGGCGCGGGCCGGGAUGGAGGCCGUGCCCCGAAUGCCCAUGAUCUGGCUCGACCUCAAGGAGGCCGGAGAGUUCGCCUUCAACGGAGCCGUCAAGAAGUUUGUCCUCAAGAACUAUGGAGAGAACCCAGAGAACUACAACGAGGAGCUACGGAAGCUGGAGCUGCUCCGGCAGAGUGCCGUCAACGUACCGCGAGACUUCGAGGGCUGCAGUACCCUCCGGAAAUACUUCGGCCAACUCCACUACCUCCAGAGCCGCAUCCCCAUGGGCGCCGAGCAGGAGGCGGCCGUACCCAUCGCGUGGACCGAGAUCUUCUCCGGGAAGACAGUGACCCAUGAGGACAUCAAGUACGAGCAGGCGUGCAUCCUCUACAACCUGGGUGCGCUGCACUCCAUGCUGGGCGCUAUGGACAAGAGAGUAUCCGAGGAGGGCAUGAAGGUCUCCUGCACUCAUUUCCAAUGCGCCGCCGGAGCGUUUACCUACUUGCGAGAUCACUUCCCUCACUCCUACAGCGUAGACAUGAGCCACCAGAUCCUCAACCUCAACAUCAACCUCAUGCUGGGCCAAGCGCAGGAAUGUCUCCUGGAAAAGUCCAUGCUGGACAAUAGGAAGAGUUUCCUCGUGGCCCGGAUCAGCGCUCAGGUGGUGGAUUACUACAAAGAAGCCUGCCGGGCGCUGGAAAACACGGAGACGGCCUCGCUGCUGGGAAAGAUCCAGAAGGAUUGGAAGAAGUUGGUUCAGAUGAAGAUCUAUUAUUUCGCUGCUGUGGCCCACCUCCACAUGGGAAAACAGGCUGAGGAGCAGCAGAAGUUUGGGGAGAGGGUCAUCUACUUCCAGAGCGCUCUGGAUAAGCUCAACGAAGCCAUCAAGCUGGCGAAGGGUCAGCCGGAAACUGUCCAGGAAGCCCUGAGAUUCACCAUGGAUGUCAUCGGUGGCAAGUACAACUCGGCCAAGAAGGACAACGACUUCAUCUACCACGAAGCUGUGCCCGCGCUGGACACCCUGCAGGCCGUGAAAGGUGCCCCCUUGGUGAAGGCCCUUCCCGUCAAUCCCACGGAUCCGGCUGUCACCGGUCCCGAUAUAUUUGCCAAACUGGUGCCGAUGGCCGCCCACGAGGCCUCUUCUUUGUACAGCGAGGAGAAAGCGAAGCUGCUGAGAGAUGUGAUGGCCAAGAUCGAAGCCAAGAACGAAGUCUUGGACCAAUUCAUGGACUCCAUGCAGUUGGAUCCGGAGACCGUGGACAACCUGGAGAUGUACGACCACAUCCCUUCCAUCCUGAUGGAGAAAUGCGCCGCUCUCAGCGUACGUCCGGACACCGUCAAGAACCUCGUUCAGUCCAUGCAAGUCCUCUCCGGGGUCUUCACCGACGUUGAAGCUUCCUUGAAGGAAAUCCGAGACCUUCUUGAAGAGGACGAAGCUGAGGAACGGAAGCUUCAGGAGCUACUUGGGAAGAUCCCCCCAGGCCAAGGUUCUCCACCACCACCACCAUCUCCAUCGCCGGCGUUGGCCGAGGUCAGCAAGGAGUGCUCCAAGUACCUGGAGGUGCACGAGAAGGCCAGCUUCACCAACACCGAGCUCCACAAGGCCAUGAACCUCCACAUCGGUAACCUCCGCCUGCUCAGCGGUCCUCUGGAGGAGGUCCGCGCCGCUCUACCGUCGCCCUCCUUGACGGAAGAUGACAAACAGGUUCUGCAGAACCUGAAGCGAAUCCUGGCCAAGGUGCAGGAGAUGAGGGACCAACGGAUGUCCUUAGAGCAGCAGCUGCGGGAGAUGAUCCAAAAGGACGAUAUCACCACCUCCUUGGUCACCACCGACCGCUCGGAGAUGAAGAACCUCUUUGAGGAGCAGCUGAAGAAGUACGACCAACUCAAGGUGUACCUGGAGCAGAACUUGGCCGCCCAGGAGAACAUCCUGAAGGCCCUCACGGACGCCAACGUCAAAUACGCGGCCGUGCGCAAGGCCUUGGCCGAGGUGGAGCACAAGUGGAACACCACCGUCCAGACUUUGGUGGCCUCCUACGAAGCCUACGAGGAUCUGAUGAAGAAAUCCCAAGAGGGGAAGGACUUCUACACGGACCUGGAAGGGAAAGCAACCAAACUGUUGGAGAAGGCCCGGAGCGCGUGUCAAGCGGCCGAGGCCACCAGGCAGCAGAUCCUGGAGAAAGAGCUGAAGAAACCGCCUCCUCCUCGGCCCACGGCUCCCAAACCCUCUCUUCCUCCGAAGCCUUCGCAAUCGGAAGCGGCGCUUCCGGACUCUACGGAUUUACCGCCUUUGGCUUCGUUGGUGUUACCGGAAUUGCCGGAAGAGCUCCGCCCUUUACCCACGGACCUCUUCUCCGCUCCCCAUUCCCGUUUGCCGCCGCCGUUGAGCGCCGUCGCCGCCGCAUUCCGUCCUCCGGAGCCCUUCGUCGCCCUUCCCGUUCCGCCCUUCGCCGCUUCCCGUUUCCCGGCGUCGCCGCCGCUUCCCUCUCCGUACCUUCCGCCGCCUCUCGUGCCGCCAUCGGCUCCUCAACCGCCAUCGCUUCCUCCCGCCGCGCUCUUCCCGCCGGCUCCGACGCAUCCCGGCGCUUCCCCGCCCUUCGCCGCCGCCGUAGCGCCACCGCCGCCGCAAAACAUGGCGGCACCGCUGCAUCCGCCGCCCAUCGGCGCUCGCUUGGUCGCCGAAUCUUCACCGCGGCCGCCCACCACCACCACCGCCGCGGACAGUAUUCCCGCUCCCAUCCCCACCGGCCCGGCUCCUCCGCCGGCGUUUUUGGCAGCGCCGCCGCCGCCGCGUCCGCCGUUUCCCUUCGGCCGUACCGCGCUGCCGCCCUUCGCGCAGGUACCCCCGCGGCAUUUUGCUUUCGGCGGCGCCGCAGCGCCGCUCCGCCGCGGCGUGGAGCUCCCGGCGCACACCCAACCCUUCCUGGCGGCGCCCUUCCUGGCGCCGGCGAGAGCCGCGCUGCCCUUCCAGCCUCAGUUUCCCCAGCAAGGCUUUACGCCGCCGCUCUACCACCUCCCGGCGCAGGAUAAAGCGAUGCCGCCUGCGGUGUCCGUUUCCUUCCCGGCUGCUCCCGGCGGAGCGGCGGUAUCCGGCAACUCACCGGCGUUGCCUUUCGGCGCCGCCGCGGCGGUGCUGAGCCCGACUCCCACCAACCCAAACGCUCCUCACCGCCUCCCUCCCUCUGCCAACUCCGCUUUGAACCAAAUCGCCGGCGCUGUGGUGGUCCACGGAGCUCUCGUUCCUUCUCCGGCGCCACCGACGCCGGGCGCUAUGGCACAAAGAGCGGCGGCGUCGGCGCCAUCCGAGCCAUCAUUCCAACGGCAAAGCUCUUCCACCGACGAUCUGCUGUCCUCCAGCCCUGAAAGCCACCACGGCGGCUCCGCGGUGGCCGUAGGACAACCGCUUCUCCAACCCACCAAAGCCGACGGCGCCGACUUGGGCUCCAAAUCCAAAGCCGUUCGGCUCAUCGAAAAGGAUCCCUACGAGAAACCCGAACGGAUCUUGCGGUUAUCGGAAGAGGUGGAACGUUUCCGAGCGGUGGUGGAAAGCUUAGAAGGUCCCGGUGAGUUGGACGUCGUUUGGAAGGAGCUUCAAGAAGCUCAAGACCGAGACGCGCGGCAAUUGUCCAUCGCCGUCGCUCGGUGUUAUUCCCUGAAGAACCGCCACCAGGAGAUAAUGCCGUACGAUCGGAAUCGCGUGGUCCUCUCCAGCGGGAAAGACGAUUAUAUCAACGCCAGUAUGGUGGAAGAGCUCUCGGCGUAUUGUCCGCCCUUCAUCGCCACCCAAGCGCCGCUGGCGGGAACCGCCGCCGAUUUCUGGUUGAUGAUCUACGAGCAGAAAGCGGCCGUGGUGGUCAUGUUGGUGGCGGAGCAGGAGGUGGAGAAGCAGAAGGUACUGCGGUAUUUCCCUUCGGAACGCGGUCAAACCAUGGUUCAAGGACCCAUCAGCCUGGUCCUCACCAGCCUGAAGGUGACACCAACCCACGUGGAGAGGAUGAUCACUCUGCAGUACCGCCAGCAGAGCCUCAAACGCACCGUUGUCCAUCUCCAGUUCACCUCUUGGCCAGAGCUGGGCCUUCCCGACACCAAGGACGCUCUCCUCCGCUUCAUCCACGACGUUCACGGCCAUUAUCUGCACCAACGGCCGCUCCACACACCCAUCGUGGUGCACUGCAGCUCCGGCGUGGGCCGCACCGGGGCGUUCUGCCUGCUCUACGCGGCGGUGCAGGAGGUGGAGGCCGGGAAUGCGCUGCCGGAUCUGCCGCUGCUCGUCAGGCGCCUGCGCCAGCAGCGCAAACACAUGCUGCACGAGAAGCUCCACCUCAAGCUGUGUUUCGAGGCGCUGCUCUUGGCGGCCGAGCAGGUCCUGCAGCGCCACGGCGUCGCCGUCACCGUCACCGGCGCCGCCGCCACUGCCCCGAAAGCCCCAACCAAGGACGCGCAGGACCUGGUCCUGGGUGGCGACGUACCCAUCAGCUCCAUCCAAGCCACCAUCGCUAAGCUCAGCGUCAAACCGGCGAGCGGCGCCGCCGAACCCGCCACGCUCCAACCCCUUCCCACUCCCGAUCCCACCGAGGCGACAUCGGCUCUUCCGGAUGGCGCCGUGGAUGGCGUCGGUAUCCCUGAGCCUUCCCCGCCUCCCCCUGAACCACCGGGUGAUGACGCCGUGAGCAGCGCCGGCGUGAUGGAGACACCCGAGGUGGCCCCGGCGCUUCCCACCGCUCCGUCGUCGUCGUCGUUGGAGCUCUUGGCUUCCCUGACGCCCGAAGCCUUCACCCUGGAUGCGUCCCUCAAGGGGAAACAACGGAUGAACAAACAGAACUUCCUCCAAGCGCAAACGGGAGAAGGGUUACGCGGACCGCGGCCCAGCGACGACCCCCUCAGCCUGCUCGACCCCCUCUGGACGCUCAACAAGACGUGAGGUUCUGAGGGGGGCAGAUUCCCCCCCUAUUUUUGGGGAUGGGACCACCUGGAGGAGCUCUGCGGAACACUGGGAAGAGGGAUCCGUGCCCUCCGCCGCUCUGCUCGGGGUGCGGUGGGUGUUCGCCGCCGCCUUCGACUCCGAAUGGACCUUUUUUGAGCUCUUUGCUACUAAAAAUAAAAGUGAGUUUGAGCUGCGCUCGGAGCCGGUGGUGGGGGAGAAGGGUCGCGAGGUGAAGGCGGAAGGGAAAGCGACUGCCGCGUUCCGGGUUAGUUCCGUUUAAUAGCGCGGUGUCCGUCUCCUCGGAAAGGUUAUAAAACGCGGUCCGGUACAAAAACAAAUGUCCCCUGGACAGAAGAAAAAAAGCCGAGAGCCGGGGGAAGGCCGUCGAGGCUCAGGAGCAUCCAGGGCCUCCAAACGGAGGCCAAAGAGCAUCCAGGGCCUCCCCACAGAGGCCAACGAGCAUCCAGGGCCGCCAAACAGAGGCCCAGGAGCACCCACGGCCUCCAAACGGAGGCCAAGGACCACCCAGGGCCUCCCCACAGAGACCC